CACACAAGUUGGAAGAGACGGAACAUUUAAUGAAGGAACUAUCAGUUCUAUCCGGUGAACGUUUUCUCUGACGGACCAGAAAAUAAUAUAUUUGUAAACAGAAUCAGUGAAACCUCACAUUGUGCCCUUUUGAUGGCAUCAUCAUUAUCCAAUGUGGAGGAGGAGCAUUCUUCUUUGUUACACACAUCCUCAUGUGGAUUCAUGUGAGAGCUGACUCACACACACAGAGAGAGAGCCAUCAGCCUGUGUAAGAAAAGCAGUGCCACCCCAAAACUCUGUCAUAAACUCAAUAAGAGUGUCCGCCUCUAGCUAGUGGAUUAAUAGAGCUGUGUUAACGAGGAAUUGUUUUCCUGGAAGAAGCCUACUGCCCUCGAGGAACACGGCUUCCCUCUGGGGCUCAGACUGCAGAUGCUUCAGCUGCGAGGUCCAGAGCCGCUUGGAUCGUCCCCUGCCCAGAGAACCACCCAGCCCCAUAGAGAACCACCCAGCCCCAUAGAGAACCACCCAGCCCCAUAGAGAACCACCACCCCGCCUGCCCUAACAGCCUCCACACGGGGCCAAGCCGAGGAGCACCAUGGAGGAGGUGGAGGACAUUAGCCCUGCCCUGGAGGCCACCGAGGACUUUCUACACUGCCUGGACGGAGGUAGAGGCCAGGGAGGGGAGGGGGUCCGGCAGCCCAGGCAGCACCACCCCAAGCUGCAGGAGAUGUCUGUAGCCCUGGGGAAGCUGAGCUCUAGCGGGGUGUGGGGCCUGCUGGCUGGGGAGCAGGGGACCGAGGUGUCCCCGCGUAACGUGGCCUGGGCUGACCAGCCCUCAGCCUUCAGCGUGCUGGCUCUGAGGCAGGGGAAAAGGAGCCGUGCUCGUUCCAGUAAUGACCUGGCCGCCCACACCAAAGACACCAACAACACCUCCUCUAACGCCGCCUUUAAGAAAGGCCACAACCGCUCGCGGUCUGAUGUUAAUUACCGGCCGUCCUACAUGGACAACGCUAACGGCCUGCCUGCUGUGGACAAGAACACGCUGAAGAACAUGGCUCUCAACGACCAGAGAGAAGAAGGCCGUAAGGGCAGCAGCAGCAGCGGCAGUGUGGUGAAACAGGGUACCCUGGAGCAUCGUGAGGGUCAGAAGGGUCGUUGGAGCGUCUGUCACGUAGAGCUUACCCCAUGUGAGCUGCGCGUCUACAGCCUGGACAGCAGCGGUAACCGGCAGCUCUGCACUGCCUACUCCCUGUCCCACUGCCAGGGGGUCAGCCAGCCCCAGCCGCCCCAGGACGGGCGAGUCCUCCAGGCCCUCUUCUUCAACAGCUCCACCUGCCUGCAGUUACGUGCCGCCUGCCAGUGGGAGGUGCUAGACUGGAGGAGGCUGAUCUGGGAGAGAGUACUGGCUGCCCAGCCCGCCCACAAAAAUGCAGAGUGUCUUCCAGCCUUAUCCCCGUCGUCAUCCGUUACCUCUGGAGGUCUCGACACCAGACCAGAUCCCCGUGGUCCUGCUGAGGCUGCCCUGGCACCUGGUUGCUCCCAUCUCCUCCCAGCCCGGCCCACGGCCCUGCCCCUGUUCACCCAGUGCUGUACGGAUGUCCUCAAGGCUGGGCUCCUCCACCAGCUGACUGACCAGAACAACUGGAGGGCUUUCACCUUCGUACUGAGUCGCUCCACGCUGCAGGCCUUUCCCACCGAGGGCCGGGGGCCCGUGUCCGAGCCCGUCCUCCACUACCCGCUGGCCUCCUGCCUGGCCGUGCAGAGGGACGAGGCCAAGGGAGUGAGCGCUGGCUGCUUCCAAGGCGUCUUCCCCAGCGAGGUGCUCUGUCUGCGGGCUGAGAGCCAACUCAAGGCCCAGGACUGGGUGGAGGCCCUGCGGACGGCCGUGGCAGCCCAGAGGCCCCAGGGUGAGGAGGGACAGGGUUCCGGCCAGGCCCAGCUGGGUGCAGUGUCGACGGGGAUACUGCUGAGGAGCAAGCCCUCCAGGGAGAGGAGGCAGAGGGACUCCCAGAGGGCCAAGAGACAGUCAGUCACAACCAGCUUCCUCAGUAUUCUCACCUGCCUGGCUGUGGAGAAGGGCCUGACCACCCAGAGCUUCCGGUGUGCAGGGUGUCAGAAGCCAGUAGGGUUGUCGCGGGGCAAGGCCAAGGUGUGUUGCUACAGUGGCUGGUACUACUGCCAGAGCUGUCACCAAGACAACCUGUUCCUCAUCCCUGCCCGCCUGCUGCACAACUGGGACACCAACAGACACAAGGUGUCCAAGCAGGCCAAGGAGUUCCUGGAGUUUGUUUAUGAGGAGCCCCUGCUGGAUGUGCAUCAGUUGAACCCGUGUCUGUAUGAACACUGUGAAGGUCUGGCUGCAGUCCUACGCCUGAGACAGCAGCUCCAGUCACUCAGAGCAUACCUGUUCAGCUGCCGCGCUGCCGUGGCCGAGGACCUCCGGAGAAGGAUCUUCCCCAGAGAAUACCUACUGCAACAUAUCCACCUGUACUCACUGGCUGACCUGCAACAGGUGAUAGAUGGGAAACUUGCUCCCUUCCUCUCCAAGGUAAUUAAGUUUGCCAGUUCCCACGUCUACAGCUGCAGCCAGUGCAGAGAGAAGGGCUUCAUCUGUGAGAUGUGUCAGAAUGGACAGGUCAUCUACCCCUUCCAGGAGAGUGCUACUAAGAGAUGUGAUGUCUGCGGAGCGGUGUUCCAUACAGAGUGUCGUCAGAAGGCCCAGCCAUGUCCACGCUGCGUCCGCAGGGAGCUCCACCACACGAGACCCUCGUCCUUCUGGAGCCCUAACGACGAUACACCAGGCUGCUUCACAAUGCCCUACCAGGACACCUGAUCACACACAAUAUACUUCCGGAGACACACACACAGAGAGAAACAGCGGACCCACUCCACAGAGCUGCUCUUACCAAAGUGUGUGUGUGUGUGUGUGUGUGUGUGUGUGUGUGUGUGUGUGUGUGUGUGUGUGUGUGUGUGUGUGUGUGUGUGUGUGUGUGAGAGAGAGAGAGAGAGAGAGAGUCGGCCAGGAUACACAGUAACAGAAGUGUCGAUGACUAAUCAAGUAUCAUGCUCUCUGACACACCUGCUUUUUGAUGUGACAUCACUCUCACCUGGGAGAGAUUAACACUAACUGGAAAGGAACUACUCUGCAUUUGAGCCUCUGCUUCCUGCAUGAAAAACACUCUUUUCACGCCACUUUAAGCAGCUAUGACCGGAAGCAGGGGUUCUGAACAGAACCAUUUGUUUUAUCGUUCCAUUCAACUGUUCUGAUCUGCAAAAUAAAGUUCCAAAAAGUACUG
Salvelinus namaycush (lake trout) is the source of this 3275-nucleotide messenger RNA. Its product is annotated as pleckstrin homology domain-containing family M member 3-like. The coding region runs from base 575 to 2812 and encodes 745 amino acids. Lineage: Eukaryota; Metazoa; Chordata; Actinopteri; Salmoniformes; Salmonidae. The transcript is spliced from 9 exons. The record is from RefSeq and is a predicted model, not a curated record.